Rhipicephalus sanguineus (brown dog tick) is the source of this 2782-nucleotide messenger RNA. RefSeq lists its product as uncharacterized. The transcript has 5 exons. NCBI's taxonomy places the organism in Eukaryota, Metazoa, Arthropoda, Arachnida, Ixodida, Ixodidae. The record is from RefSeq and is a predicted model, not a curated record. Gene Ontology annotation, molecular function: protein binding. The annotation marks the transcript as partial.
AUGCCACCAAAGCAAGCGCGAAAAUCGUCCUCGGUCCCAAAAGCCGCAGCAGUCUCCCGCGCCAUCGAUCAUCUUAAUAUGCAGCAAGAAAAUGACAGCCUUCUGCGCCUUCCCGAUCACCUCCUGGGCGCCAUAUUGGAGCUACUCGAAUGGAAGCAGCGGCAGACAUUGGCGAACACGUGCCGACGGUUGAGGAACCUCGUCAACGGUGCCCAGUGGCUGCGCUGCGCACGUUUCACCCUGCAGGAUACGCCGGCUGUCUUCACUUCCCUAAUGGUCCCUCCCAUAACCGACAUCAUCGUCGAGUUAGACGUCCGCUUCUACGUCACGGCCAAGCAGGAGCAGCUCGUCAAAGCGAUUUCGCAGUGCACAAACCUCGUCGUGCUGCGCUGCGUUCACAGCCGUAUCCUUUCCAUGUCAGUGGUUCUGCUCCUCUGGAAAAAACUACGAAGACUGGAGUGCUUGCACUGGUCUGUGUCAGAAGUGAAGGCUGUCAGCGUCAAAGCAUCCGAUUUUACAGCCGAGAAUUCGGAGGACUCGGCUCGUUGCGACUGCUCCAUCAUGCCGCCGAAACUGAAGUCGAUGUACGUCGAAGUCGUCUCCACCGUCGUAAACGAGAACUUCAUCUGUUUGAUCUUAAGGCACUGCCACGCCCUGAAAUCGCUGCACUUUCACGAGCGUGAAAGCAUAAGCGAGCCCUCCAGAGUCUCCAGUAUGGCUUCCGAAGCCCUGCGCGCCUACCGCGAGGGCACAGAUGACCGCUUCGAAGAGUUUACUUACACCGCGGACCGCACACCCACCGACGCAGUGCUACCGAAAAACGUCGCUGUGCCACAAGAUUUCGCAGACUUCGGCUUGGGUUUCGAAGUGCACAAGAGUGUCACGUUACGAAUGGUUCCGUCGCGCAGUCGCAGCUGGGUCUCUCUCGCCGAGCUCGAUUCCGUCUAUGCCGAGAAUGCGACUAAGCACGCGCAGCUGACAGUCUUCAUCGGCGAUUUCCAAUGCGAGACCAUGAACCGACUGAACGAAUGGUGGCGCGGAAACAAAUUCCGUCUUAUCAGAUGUCUCGCAAUCGUACCAGCCAGUGGUGUAGCCGCCUCAAUUCAGUGCACCAUGCGCAACCAGUCGUCCCUGUGCAAUUUCCUCCGUUCUUGCAUCGCCCUUGUGGAGCUCAACCUUUCCGCGUUCCACUUCCGCAAGAACUUCAAUUGGAGUUCAUUGCUCGCCACCGGAGGUCUGCACAACAUCCGCUCCUUGGCGCUUGCCGCCUGCGCUCUGUGCAGACCGGAACAUCUUCAGCUUCUCGGUGGGGCGUCUUUCAAGCUCCGCGAAUUGGACGUCCGUUUCUUCCCGCAGGAAGCGCCCAACUGUGUGGUCUGCCUUCUGGCGACCACGUGCGACGACGUCGCCCUGGCACCGCUUCGUUCCCUGAACCACCUGGAGCGCCUCACUCUCUGCGAGUUAUCCCACGCCCGCAGUCUGCGCUUCUUGCUCGGCUGCGCCUCGAUUCGAGAACUGCGACUGCGCAACAUGGGCGUCUGGUGCAAGGGGUCGGACCAGGACAUAAAGCCCCUCGUUUCCCUCUGGCCUCGGCUCCGCGUGGCUAAGUUUGAGGGUGCCACGUCUUUCGACAACUUUAACGUAUUCUUCGGCAUGCCAGCUGCACCGUUGUUGAAGCGCCUCUGCCUGACUGGGCACUCUGCCGUUUUGGAAGCCGCCAUCGAUCUACAGGGCCUGCUUGCCUUGCAGCAGGCCUGCCCGGCGUUGGACAUCGUACACGUUCACGUUCACUGCCCGGUGGCGGGCGUGGCACACAGAUUCUUUCCGAGGCAUCCGUUUCUGCUGGACGACAACGUACCGGACCUUGACGACCCUCUUUGGCUGCCCACUGCAGACAAGGUCGACGACGCUAUCGCCGCCAUGAAGCCGUCUUCUGCUGGUCGCCGCGCUUCGGGCGCCGCCGGGACAACCACCGGCGAAGCUGAAGCCGAAGGCGCGAGCGCCUCCAGCGGACGCGGCAAGAGCAAGACGGCCGAGGGCGCCAAGCAGCCUAGCGACCCCACCAAGAUCAUGAGGUCGGCGCUGCGCGUCCUCAAGCUACGCCUGGACAGGGUGGGCCGGAAGCUGUCCGAGCUGGACUUCGACAACCGCGCGCUAAUGGGCCGAGUACAGUUUUUCCGCGCCGAGAACUGCAAGCUCCAUCAGGUGUUGGAGAACGAGCGCAUCAAAGUGAGAAACAGUCCGGACAGAAGCUCGGGUGCAGGACCCAGCAGCGCCCAUGGAGGCGCCACGUCCACCUCGCCCACCGGCGCCUCGUCCUCGGCCGGAGCCAUCCUCUCCGGAGAACGAGGGUCGCCGAGCGGCGUUGCCAACUCGAACGGCAUCUGUCCCACGCCCGUCGAGCGGGAACCGUGGCCGCUGUGCCCUUCUGCGCCAGGCCGUUCGAGCCUGCUGGCCGACAUGAUGACGCCGUCCACGUCGUCGGCUUCGCUGGACGCGAUCUUGGGUCCCCGACGGCAGCUGAGGAAGAUGCAGCAGGAGCAACAGGAGCAGCACCCGGUCAUCGCUCUGGCAUCGACCGUCUCGCCGCCCGUGCCGCCGCCGCGCCUAGCUCUGCCUCCUCCAAUUCCGGCCACGAUGCCCGUCUUCACGUUCGGCCAGCCUCAGCGAUCCAACACGUCGUUCCCGGACGCAUCUGAAGACCCGCUCUUCCUGUUCACGGAUCUCUUCGAGGACACUUCGGACGAGUCGGUCAACAACAACCUGAGCAUCACGAGACAGG